AUUGUCCGGCGUCUCGUUCACCCACGCGGUUCAAGAUCAAACAUGGCGGAAGACGAAGUCGAUAUGUCGCUAGACGACAUUAUAAAGAAGAAUAAACAGUCUUCUAGAGGUAGAAGAGGAGGUGGUGGUGCUGGAGGAAGACGGCGAGGUGGUGGCGGCGGCGGGGGAGCUAUGAGACGCGGACGAGGAAGAUCAAAUCGGUCAAAUCCUUACACUCGACCUCAAGAUGUCCCGGAUAGGUGGCAGCAUGAUAAAUUCGAAGAUGGUGGCUUUUCUGGUGGAGGACGACGGAGUUUUGGCGGUGGCGGCUUGUCAACUGGAAGCAAGCUCAGCAUAUCAAACCUCGACUUCGGAGUUUCAGACUCUGACAUUACGGAGUUAUUUAGUGAAUUUGGCAAGUUAAAGAAAUCAUGUGUUCAUUAUGAUGUAUCUGGAAGAUCUCUCGGCACAGCAGAAGUAGUGUUCUUCCGCAAACAAGAUGCACAGAAAGCUUUACAACAGUAUAAUGGUGUACCAUUGGAUGGYCGUGCCAUGAAAAUUGAAUUAGUGGUGGCUGAAAGGGCUACAGGGGGAGGUUUUAGUGGUAGGUCUGAAAGAAGAAGUGGUGGUGGAGGAGGAGGAGGAGGAGGAGGGGGAAGAGGACAAAGAAGAGGUCGUGGAAGAGGGCGUGGACGUGGACGAGGUGGAGGUGGAGGGGGAUACAAACAGAAUAACAAGACAGCUGAGGAGCUGGAUGCUGAGUUGGAUGCAUAUCGUGAUGGCGAUGUAGAUAUGGAUGAUUAGCCAUCACUGUAUUGACGACAACCUCCAUGUAUCAAAGGCUACUGUGUGCUACAGGACACCUAGCUAUACCAACUAUGUACCCUGGCAAGAAUUAUAUUGUUUUUAUUACUUUCUGCCUUUUAUUUUGACAUUAAGCAGCUAUUCAACCAUGACAUAUCAACGUUUUGUUAUUGAUUUUACAGUGUCACCUUGUACACUGUUUUCUGUAGACAAUGCCAUGUUUUGGUCAGAUUUUUAAAAGUAAAUUGCAUAAGUUCUUGCAUAGCCUGUAUUUUGCUGUUUGCAAGAAAUAUCUAUUUCAAGUAUCGAUCUUAGGCCUAUAGGUUAUCUGGGAUAUUUAACUAAAUCGGUGAUGCUACAUCACAACAGUUACUAAAUAUCAGUACUAUAUCAAAGCAUUGUUUUUGCCAUUUAGAAAAUACUCAUUAGAGUAUUGGUCUAGGAUUAACAUAGUUGAAGUAGGUUACAUACAAUGUUUUUAAGCUUGAAAUAUUUAGCCUGGUUUUCACUACACUGUAAGCAUAAAGGUGAAAGGCGAUAGAUAUUUUGUCUUUAGUGAGCUAAUGCAUGGUCUUAUGUUUAUUGCUCUGCUUAUGCUUAUGCUUAUUUCUUUCUUUUGUUGUUAACUUACAUUUAUGGUAUAGUAAAAGCCAGGCUUAAGUAACCAACAAUAGCAAAGGUAAAAGGCACAUUGACAGAGAAACCUCUGUUUCUUUACUACUUUACUGUCUUCACAUUGAUGAUUCUUUGUAACUGUUUAUGCUCAUAACAUUACAAAAAYGUGCACCUGCAUUUGCCUUUUUCAUGUGGCUGUCACCCAAAAGAAUUGUUAAAAUGGCUGGCCACAAAAGACUGUGARAAGUGUUGAAAAUGACCAUUUACAAAGUGACUUAUUGUUGACAGUGAUUAUAGCCUGUUUACCUGAAGGCUAUACCUCAGUAGAACAGAGCUUUUUAAAAGUGAAUUAGUUUUUAUACUUCUAGAUAUCUUUGUUUAUAUAAUCUAUACAUUUUGCACAUAUGCUCACUAGUUUAUACUAUGGAUUAUAUGUACUAUUAAGUGUUGAUUUUGUUCAAUAAUAAACUGUAAAUGCCAAACUCUU
Molecule: messenger RNA, 1885 nt
Organism: Exaiptasia diaphana
Lineage: Eukaryota; Metazoa; Cnidaria; Anthozoa; Actiniaria; Aiptasiidae
Product: THO complex subunit 4
Exons: 6
Coding region: 43-783 (246 amino acids)
Biological process (GO): mRNA export from nucleus
Cellular component (GO): nucleus
Molecular function (GO): mRNA binding
Source: RefSeq, a predicted model, not a curated record